UGAUUUUUGGACGUUUUGAAUGUUUAUUGCGGUGCAGUGUGAUGCUUCAUUUUUUUAAAGCAGGUCUCUUUCAUGUUGAUUUCUAACAUAAAGACCUGGCUUGCUUAGCGUCAGAUUUCCCGGCCGGGGUCAUCAGCUUCCGGCUUGCUCCCGUGGCUUUGCCGUUACACACUUGCGUACUUUUAUACGAUUUUUUUUAUAAUUUCCUAGUACGUAGUACGAACACAUAAUUCCAGCAAGCGUCGACUGUAAUAACCGCGGGAACUGGCCGAGAAGCUGUCACUGUCAACCAGAUGCUGGAUCUCAGUAGCUCUGGUAAUAUAUCCCGGGGAAGGAUUUCAGUGUUUUUUCUUGAAAGAACGAGAAGCGUCAGAAGUUGAAUGUGUUUUUACUCGUCUGAAAUGGUACAUGAUUUUUAUAGCAACCGACUUUCACUACUAUCGCUUUUUUUUUUUUUUAAAUCUAUUUUCUCGGGUUUUUCGUCUUCAUUUUUUCAGAUUGCAACAACCGUCUUUCGUUUUUGUCUAUUCUCUCGGUUUCUAAAGCCUUCGUAUGCGUAGUUUUAUCGGCGAAUUUCCAGCUGGGUGGAAUCUAUUGUUUCCCCGUGUCUGGUGAGAGUUUCAGACAUUCCAUUCGUCUUGAGAGCUUGCUUGUCUCGAGAAUUUUCUUUUGCAGAACUCGGGGAUCCCAUUUAUACUUGUUGAAGUUUCAUUGAGUGGGGAUAUUCGGCGAGAAUUGAUUAUUUUCGGCAGUGACGACCACCGUAAUUCUGAAUGCUGGUGCUCAGUAGUUGAUACCUUGACGCUAUGUUUUAUCUAUUUCCUAAGAAAUUUGGUCGUGGAAUUGGACAAGGAAAGUUCUCUGAUUCGGAUAAGCUGCAAUUGCCGCUUGAGCAGUCUAAAUUCUCUAGGUGUUCAAAAUUCUAGGUGUAAUUCUUGGAAAAACUCCAGAAGAGAAGAGAUUGGAGAUAGAAGUGGUUCAUGUUAUAAUUUCGUUAGUUAAGCUUUGUUUAUCCGAAUGGAAUGGCUCCUAAGUUUCUAAGUUAAAAAAUUAGGGCUUCAUAAAAGAACUGCAAUUCGUUGCAUUUGGCGGAAACAGAUAUCGAGAACUUUGGGAUUCAGUAUCUGGAUCCAAUAAGGAUGUGCUCGUUACUUGCAGAACAGAGAUUGUCUCCGCUAUUCCAUCUUGUUUUUGUUUGGCCCGGUGUAGCUCCAAGAAAAUUAGGGUUUCGUUUAUCAAGAAAGUGUCCCGGGAGUUGAUGUGGGGGAAUGCAUCAGGACUUUUUCUGGUAAUAGAAGAUUCAAGUAGUUGUUAUAAUGCGUAAACUAAUGGUAAUGGGUUUGGAGCUUUUCUUCUGGUUAAGGACUUAAGCAGUUUGUAGACAGUAGUGGUUUCUGAAGCGGAAAGUAAUCCAGUUUUACUCAGAUUCCUCAUACUGGAAAAAGGAAGGAAAAGUGCUGGUAGUUGAUUUUAAUUGUGGUUUUAAGCAGCACUACGCCAUGAAGGCGCCAUCUAAUGGGUUUGCUGCAACUUCCGGAGAAGGUGAAAGAAAGAGUAAAAAUUCGGAGUUGUGGCAUGCUUGUGCAGGACCACUGGUGUCUUUGCCUCCAGUUGGUAGUCUUGUGGUUUACUUCCCACAAGGCCACAGCGAGCAGGUUGCAGCUUCGAUGCAAAAAGAGACUGACAGCAUUCCAAGCUAUCCCAACCUUCCCUCAAAGUUGAUUUGUGUGCUACACAAUGUCACCUUACAUGCUGAUCCUGAAACUGAUGAGGUUUAUGCGCAGAUGGCUCUUCAACCUGUAAAUAAAUAUGACAAGGAAGCAUUAUUGGCAUCGGACAUGGGGCUCAAGCAAAGCAAGCAACCCACUGAGUUCUUUUGCAAAACACUUACAGCUAGUGAUACGAGCACUCAUGGUGGAUUUUCUGUACCUCGCCGGGCAGCAGAGAAGAUCUUCCCACCUCUAGAUUUUUCAAUGCAACCCCCAGCCCAGGAACUAGUAGCGAGAGAUUUGCAUGAUGUUGCAUGGACAUUCAGACAUAUCUAUCGUGGUCAACCAAAAAGACACUUGCUGACUACAGGUUGGAGUGUGUUUGUUAGCACAAAAAGACUCUUUGCUGGUGAUUCUGUUCUUUUUAUAAGAGAUGAAAAGUCACAGCUUCUCCUGGGUACAAGGCAUGCAAGCAGACAGCAACCAGCCCUUUCGUCAUCAGUCAUAUCUAGUGAUAGCAUGCAUAUUGGAAUUCUUGCUGCUGCCGCCCAUGCUGCUGCAAAUAACAGUCCAUUUACAAUAUUUUAUAACCCAAGGGCCAGUCCUUCAGAAUUUGUAAUUCUGUUAUCAAAAUAUAAUAAAGCAAUGUACACCCAAGUUUCUCUUGGGAUGAGAUUUAGGAUGAUGUUUGAGACUGAGGAAUCAGGGGUACGCAGAUACAUGGGGACAAUAACAGGUAUCAGUGAUUUGGAUCCUGUGAGAUGGAAAAAUUCACAAUGGCGCAACCUUCAGGUUGGAUGGGAUGAAUCAACAGUUGGUGAACGUCCAAGCCGAGUUUCAAUUUGGGAUAUUGAGCCUGUUGCAACUCCAUUCUACAUUUGCCCACCUCCAUUUUUCAGGCCAAAAUUCCCUAGACAAUCAGGGAUGCCAGAUAGUGAAUCUGACGUAGAGAAUGUUUUCAAGAGGGCAAUGCCUUGGCUUGCAGAUGAUUUUGGYAUGAAGGAUACUCAGAGCCCAAUCUUCCCUGGCUUGAGUCUGAUCCAGUGGAUGAAUAUGCAGCAGAAUCCYCAGUUUUCAGUUGCUCAGUCAGGAUUCUUCCCAUCCAUGGUUUCCUCUUCUGCACUCCAUAAUAAUCUUAGCACCGAUAACCCCUCUAAAAUGCUAAACUUUCAAGCCCACAGCUUGUCUGCACCAAAUUUCCAGUUCAAUAUUCCAAAACUAAAUCAAUAUAACUCACAAGUUCAUCAGUUACAGCCACAACCCCUGUCAUGGCCUCAACAGCAGCAGCAGACUCUUAUUGGUCCACAGCAGCAGCAACACCCUCAGCCACAGCAGCCAAACAACCAACAACAGCAACAACUGCAGCAGCAGAAGCAACAACAUGAUCAACAACAGCAACAGCAGCUUCUUCGAGCAGCUAUUACUAGUCCCAGUAUAGUUGCCCCAAACCAGAUUCCACAUCAAACCCUGCAGCCACCAAUUCUUUCCUCUCAAGUUCAACAACAUGCAUCACCCACACCCAACAACCAAUCACAACAGAACAUCCAAGCCACUAACCAGGGUUCCCUUCAACCAGCAUCUUUACCGCAAGAGUUGCAGAUCCAACAGCAAGUUGAACAGCAACAGAACCUCUUGCAGAGGCAGACGCAGCAGCAACCACAGCUGCAACAAUCAUCAUUAUCUCAGCAGCAGCUUCAGCUACAAUUGCUGCAUAAAUUACAACAGCAGCAACAGUUACUUUCCCAUGUUAGCCCACUAUUACAGCCUCAGCUGCAACAGCAACAUCAAGCCCAUCAACAAGACCAGCAAUUCCAACAACAGCAGUCAUUGCCAUUGCAACAGCAGCAACUAAGUAACACCACUGACUUGUGUCGACAUCCCCCAGAUCAACCAAAACAGUUCCCAUCAAAUCUAGGCCAGCAUAAACAACCUAUCACAAUCAGAGGUCAUUCUGGUCUUACUGAUGGGGAUGCACCCUCUUGUUCGGCAUCACCAUCUACUAAUAACUGUCAUGUUUCUUCAUCAAGCUUCUUGAACAGAACACAUCAAGUCACAGAUGUUAUGGGAGAGGGCAUGAUGGUUCAUUCUACAGCUAAUCCUCUUCAGGAGCUUCAGAGCAAGUCUGAUAUCCAAGUCAAACAUGAACUGGCAAAUCUGAAAGAACCAGAGCAGCUUGCACAUAAAGGUAUCAUUACAGAUCAGUUGGAUGCAUCCUCAUCUGCAACUUCAUAUUGUUUGGAUGGGAGCAGUAGCCUCCUGCAAAAUUUCUUGCUACCCAACUUCUGUUUGGAAGGGGAGUCUCAAGCAGACCCUCCAAACAAUCUUCUCUUUGGAGUGAACAUUGAUGGUUUGACACCAGACACUUUGCUAUCAAGGGGGUUUGGCUCUGGGAAGGAUCUUCAAAACUUGAUAUCUAGCUAUGGUGGCACUCAAAGAGAUAUUGACACGGAGUUAUCUACUGCUGCAAUUAGUUCUCAGUCAUUUGGGGUGCCAGACAUGUCAUUCAAGCCUAGCUGUUCCAAUGAUGCUGCUGUCAAUGAGACUGGAGCUUUUAAUAGGGGAUUGUGGACUAGCCAGACACCUCAGCGAUUGCGAACAUUCGCAAAGGUCCAAAAGCGUGGCUCUGUGGGAAGAUCCAUUGAUGUUACACGAUACAGUGGGUAUAAUGAGCUCAGGCGUGACCUGGCACACAUGUUUGGGAUUGAAGGGCAGUUGGAAGAUCCACACAGAACUGAGUGGAAAUUGGUCUAUGUGGAUCAUGAAAAUGACAUUCUUCUUGUUGGAGAUGAUCCAUGGGAGGAAUUUGUAAGUUGUGUUCAGAGCAUAAAGAUACUGUCAUCUACUGAGGUCCAGCAGAUCAGUCUGGAUGGUGAUCUGGGCAACAUGCGAGAUCAGGCUUGUAGCGGGUCUGAUAGCGGGAAUGCAUGGAAGUGACAAUUUGAUGACAAUUCUUCUACGUCUUUUGACCAGUAAGGAUGGUCAGGGUGUAAAAAGGAAUGGCGGACCUUCUGGCCUUGUCAAUUUACCUUGGUGAGGAUAGUCGCAUUCAAACCUGGAAGGCUGAAUUGCAUUGCUGAUACUCUUGGUUGGAAACCGUCUAUAAAAGGUUGGAUUAGCUAUAAUAUUAGUACAAGGAAUCGUUCUGACGCCACAUACAGGGAUGUGGAUAGCAUACUAUAAAUUGUUUUUUUGUCUCCUCUUUCUGUGCAUCUUCAUGUCAGAGAGAGAGAGAACCUUGCUUUCUUCAAUUCUAACAUCUGUUUGUCACAUACAUUUAAAUACAACAGGGAACUAUGGAGAUAGAACGUGGUUCCUGGCUUUCAAAUGUAUUCAGAUAUACAUGGCAAUUUCUUAUUUUCUGUAAAAAAUUGGAUAAUGCAUGUUACCCAGAAAGUUUUAACUGUAAGUACAACUUUUUUUGGGCUGGGAUAACGUACGUGUUAUCUUGAAAUAAGAAAGCCAGGAAAUUAGCAUACCUUCUCUCAUUCUUGAA
Molecule: messenger RNA, 5202 nt
Organism: Nelumbo nucifera (sacred lotus)
Lineage: Eukaryota; Viridiplantae; Streptophyta; Magnoliopsida; Proteales; Nelumbonaceae
Product: auxin response factor 19-like
Biological process (GO): regulation of DNA-templated transcription; response to hormone
Cellular component (GO): nucleus
Molecular function (GO): DNA binding
Source: RefSeq, a predicted model, not a curated record